AUGGUUACCACGGAGGCCUAUCAUACCAUGAUGGUACCGAUCAUCGCCUUAUCGAAAGUUAUCGGAGUUGAAGUGUGGACGUCGGACAAAAUGUUCCAACCCAUGUCGUUCGUGCUCAUGGGUCACAUGUUGGCCUACAAUAUUUGCACCGCCUGCACGGUGUAUAAGUAUAGCAAUGAUGCAAUACAAUUGAUGAAAAUAACGAUCGUUUGUGGAGUAGGAAAUCAGUUGAUCGUGAAAUACUUCAUUGCGUUGUCGAAGAGGCAGAAAAUAAAAUUUAUGUACCAUAUCAUCGAGGAGCAGAUCUAUCGCCGAUAUAGCGAUGGGAGUAACGAGGAGCGGACCAUCGUCGAAAAAACUACUCGCUUCAUGAAUUCAUUGUGGAAGCUUUUGGUAACCUUAAACGUGUCGACGCUUUUCGUUUUCGGCGUUUGGCCUUUUUAUGUGUACUAUGCCACUGGGGAAAUUGUUCCACUUUUUAUGUACGAAAUACCAAUGACCAAUCUUGAUAAUACUCUCGGGUAUGUCUUGAAUCUGGUUUUUCAUCUUGAUACUUACAUAAUCGGAGUAAUGGGUAUAUUACUGGCCGAUGGUUUCUUCAUCAUUAUCGUUUUGCAUAGUUUAACUAUUGUUGAUCUUUUCAUUUUACAUAUGAAAGAGUUGGAGGAUUUGCUACGUAUGGAUGAAAACCAGGGGAAAGCUGAUCGAGUUGCUGAGAAGUGGAAACGUUGUCUUCAGGAUCAUCAGCUUGCUACAGAGUAUCUACGUAAUACUGAAGAAAUCGGCAGGCUUAUGAUUUUAAUUCAGCUUUUCGGCUGCAUUUACACCAUAUGUGAUGCGAUGCUGCUCUUGACAUUGACGGACUGGUACGCAUCGCUUUGUUUCCUGAUUGUCUUAUUCGUGGAUGUUUCAAUUUUUUUCAUCCUUGGGAAUAGUGUUGAACUUAAGAUUGACGAAAUGUAUCAGCGUAUAACGGAUCUACCCUGGAAUAUGAUGACCCUAUCACAGCAAAAAGAAUUCUCAUGUAUGGUACAUCGAAGCCAGCUACCAUUGAUGCUAACUGUAUAUGGCUUUACUCCACUGAAUUUCGAGACCUACAUGUCGGUUCUCAAAUAUUUGUAUCAAUUUUUUGUUAUGAUAUUGAAAUAUGUAAAGUAG
Molecule: messenger RNA, 1158 nt
Organism: Toxorhynchites rutilus septentrionalis
Lineage: Eukaryota; Metazoa; Arthropoda; Insecta; Diptera; Culicidae
Product: odorant receptor 30a-like
Exons: 5
Coding region: 1-1158 (385 amino acids)
Biological process (GO): detection of chemical stimulus involved in sensory perception of smell; sensory perception of smell
Cellular component (GO): plasma membrane
Molecular function (GO): odorant binding; olfactory receptor activity
Source: RefSeq, a predicted model, not a curated record